CCCAGCCGCUACUACAACAAGGCUGCCGGGAGGUGCUGUUACCGCUGUCCUGUGGGGCUGGCCCUGCAGCAGCUGUGCCCGCGGGGACCGUCUGACUGCAGGAAGCAGUGCGAGCAGGAUUACUACCUGAGCGGGGACAACCGCUGCACCGCCUGCGUGAGCUGCGGAGAUGACCUCGUGGAGAAGAAGCCGUGUUCAGGGAGCUCCCCCCGUGUCUGCGAAUGCCAGCCUGGCAUGUUCUGUGCCACGUCAGCCACCAACUCCUGUGCCCGCUGCUCCCCCCACUCCGUCUGCCCCCCAGGGAUGACUGUCAAGUUCCCAGGCACAGCGGAGAGCGACACCGUCUGUGAGCCACCUUCCCCAGGGACCAGCCCGGACUGUGGCACCAGCCCAGAGGACUGCAAGGCGCCUGCCAGUGGCACCACACCCCAGGCCAAGCUCAUCCUGACCGCAGCGGGCUCCGACGCCAGGACCUCGCUUCUUGGAGGGGCCACUCCCCUCGCUCCAGGAGAUGAGUCGGAAAUGAUGAAGGCUCCCAACUCUCUCUCCUCUGUGGGGAAGCCAAGUCCGGGUCCAGGGCUGUCCCCACAGCACCUGUGCCCGCUGGGGUCCAGCGACUGCAGGAAGCAAUGUGAGCAGGACUACUACUUGGACAGGGAUGGGCGCUGCACAGCCUGCGUGAGCUGUUCAGGAGAUGACCUCGUGGAGAAGACACCUUGCACGUGGAACUCCUCCCGCGUCUGCGAAUGUCGGCCUGGCAUGUUCUGUGUCACGUCAGCUACUAACACCUGUGCCCGCUGCGUCACCUGCCCUGCGGCCCCACCGGAGAUGGUCACCAACGUCCAGGGUAAAGCUGAGAGGGACACCAGCCAUGAGCCCCCUCACCCAGGGACCCACCUUAACUGCAGCACCAACCCAGAGGACAGCGAAGCACCUGCCAGCACCAGCCCCGCCCGGAUCUCCCUGGCAGACUUCCCUGCCCAUAAGGGGCAUGCAGGGGCCGCCACCCACGCCCAGGGGGACGCCUCCCUCUCAACAAGUGCUCCCACCCCUUUCUCAUCCACGGGGCGACCCACCCUGGUCUCAGGGCCUGUGUUCCUCUGGGCGCUCGCAGUGCUGGUGGUGCUCAUCGGCUCCAGCUCCUUCCUCCUGUGCCACUGGAGGGCGUGCUGGAAAUGGAUUCGCCAGAAGCUCCACCUUUGCUACCCGGUCCAGACCUUCCGGACCAUGCCUGAGCCUGUGGAUUCCAGGCCCCAGAAGAACCAGACAGAGCUGGAGAGGAGCGGGUCGGUGGCCGAGCCCUGCUGCACAGGGGAGCUGGGGUUCAUGCGCCCCCCGGCUGUGGAGACCUGCAACGUGGGGGCCGCCUGCCCGGAGAGCCUGCCGCUGGUGGGUGCCAGCCCAGCCGGGAGCCCCCCGUCCCCCAGGGACCUUCCCGAGCCCCGCAGGACCGCGGAGCAUACCAACAACAGGAUUGAGAAAAUCUACAUCAUGAGGGCCGACACAGUGAUCGUGGGGACCGUGAAGACCGAGGUGCCCGAGGGCCGGGCCCUGGUGGAGCCGGCGGAGCCUGAGCUGGAGGAGGGCUUGGAGGUGGACCAUGCCCCCCACUACCCAGAGCAGGAGACAGAACCACCUCUGGGCAGCUGCAGGGACGUCAUGUUCUCGGUGGAAGAGGAAGGGAAGGAGGACCCCUUGCCCACGACUGCCUCUGGGAAAUGA
Messenger RNA from Miniopterus natalensis, 1722 nucleotides. It is a transcript of the gene TNFRSF8, whose product is annotated as TNF receptor superfamily member 8. Gene Ontology annotation, molecular function: transmembrane signaling receptor activity; protein binding. Gene Ontology annotation, biological process: signal transduction. The record is from RefSeq and is a predicted model, not a curated record. Lineage: Eukaryota; Metazoa; Chordata; Mammalia; Chiroptera; Miniopteridae.